AUGGAGGGCGGACGCGUGUCGGCGCUGCGGGUCCACCGGCUGGCGCGGAGCGCGGCGGCCAAGAGGAAGAAGAGGGCGCUGGCGGGGCGGCGGCGGCGGAUGGCGGCGGCGCUGCUGCUGCUGGCGGCGAAGCAGCGGCGGCGGCGGAGGAAGAAGCCGCCGCCCCCGCCCCCGCCGGAGGAGACGCCGGUGCAGCGCGUGCUGCGGGAGCUGGGCGGCAUCCCGCACAGCAAGCGUCGCGCGGCGCGGCUGUUCGACUGGCUGAUCGCGCCGCUGCCGGCGGCCGCCUUCUUCGAGCGGGCGUGGGAGCGGGAGCCGGUGGUGGUGCGGCGGGCGCAGCCGGCCUACUACGGCGGCCUGUUCUCGGCGGCCGAGCUGGACGCGCUGCUGCGGGCCGAGGACCUGCGCUUCGGCCGCCACCUGGACGCGGCGCGGCUGGACGGCGGCGGCCGGCGGCGCAGCCCGCACCCGGAGGGGGCCCGGGCCACGCCGGCCGCCGCCUGGGGCCUGUACCGGGCGGGCUGCUCGCUGCGCCUGCUGUGCCCGCAGGCCUUCUCGGCCGUCGUGUGGCACGUGCUGGCGCUGCUGCAGGAGCACCUGGGCUGCCUGGCGGGCUGCAACGCCUACCUGACGCCGCCCGGCGCGCAGGGCUUCGCGCCGCACUCGGACGACGUGGAGGCCUUCGUGGUGCAGCUGGAGGGCCGCAAGCGCUGGCGGCUGUACCGGCCGGCCGAGGAGCUGCCGCGCCGGCCGGGGCCCGACCUGGCGCCCGGCGCGCUGGGCCGGCCGCUGCUGCAGGUGGUGCUGCGGCCCGGCGACCUGCUGUACUUCCCGCGGGGCUUCGUGCACCAGGCCGACUGCCCCGCCGCCACGGGCCAGCACUCGCUGCACCUCACGCUGUCGGCCUUCCAGCGCAACAGCUGGGGCGACCUGCUGGAGCCGCUGCUGCCCGCGGCGCUGGAGGCGGCGCUGGAGGAGGACGCCGACUUCCGCCGCGGCCUGCCGCGCGACUACCUGGACUACAUGGGCGCCCGGCACGCCGACGCGGCCGGCGACCCGCGGCGGGCCGCCUUCCUGGCCCGCCUGCGGCGGCUGCUGGCCCGCCUGGCCCGCUACGCGCCCGUGGACGCCGUGGCCGACCAGCGGGGCAAGGCCUUCCUGCACGACUGCCUGCCGCCCGUGCCCACCGAGGCGGAGCGGGCCGGCGGGGCGCGGGCCCUGGCGGCGCCGCGCUGGGAGGCGGGCGGGGUGCGGGGCGCGGCGCCCCGCCUGCGCCCCGCCACCCGCGUGCGCCUGCUGCAGCUGGGCGUGGCCCGCCUGGUGGGCGAGGGCGGCGGGGCCGUGCUCUACCACACGCUGGACAACGGCCGCUUCUACCACCAGAGCGCCGGCGGGCCGGCCGGCCGGGAGGGCCCCGAGGAGGAGGCGCCCCGCGGGCUGGAGGUGCCGCCCCACCUGGUGGACGCCGUCGAGCGCCUCUUCCGGGCCUACCCCGCCUUCGUCCGCCUCGGCUCCCUGCCCUGCGACCGCCCCGCCGACCUCCUCGCCCUGGCCCAGGACCUCUUCCACCGGGGCCUGCUCGUCACCCGGGGGCCGCUCGGCCUCGACGCCGGCGGCGGGGCGGACGGGGGGGCGCCCCCCCGCCGCCGCCGCCGCCCCGGGCCCCCGUCCCCACCUGAGCGGGUCGGAGCUACGCCGGCACCUCGUACGGCCUCCGGCAUCUAG
Messenger RNA from Ornithorhynchus anatinus (platypus), 1725 nucleotides. RefSeq names its product ribosomal oxygenase 1 (gene RIOX1). The transcript has 3 exons. NCBI's taxonomy places the organism in Eukaryota, Metazoa, Chordata, Mammalia, Monotremata, Ornithorhynchidae. Gene Ontology annotation, molecular function: histone H3K4 demethylase activity; histone H3K36 demethylase activity. The record is from RefSeq and is a predicted model, not a curated record. Gene Ontology annotation, cellular component: nucleolus. The coding region runs from base 1 to 1725 and encodes 574 amino acids.